Molecule: messenger RNA, 2583 nt
Organism: Ictidomys tridecemlineatus (thirteen-lined ground squirrel)
Lineage: Eukaryota; Metazoa; Chordata; Mammalia; Rodentia; Sciuridae
Gene: Wdr43
Product: WD repeat domain 43
Biological process (GO): maturation of SSU-rRNA from tricistronic rRNA transcript (SSU-rRNA, 5.8S rRNA, LSU-rRNA)
Cellular component (GO): nucleolus
Molecular function (GO): protein binding
Source: RefSeq, a predicted model, not a curated record
GGUGCGCCUGCGCACGGACGAACACGUGGCUGCCGCGGACCCAGAACAGCAAUGGCGGCGGGUGGUGGCGGUAGCUGCGACCCUCUGGCCCCUGCGGGGGUCCCCUGCGCCUUCUCCCCUGACAGACAGGCCUACUUCGCUUUGGCCUCUACCGACGGUCACCUGAGAGUGUGGGAGACAGCCAACAACCGACUGCAUCAGGAGUACGUGCCUUCCGCGCACCUCAGCGGUACCUGCACCUGCCUGGCCUGGGCGCCAGCGCGGCUGCAGGCCAAGGAAAGUCACCAGAGGAAAAAAAGGAAAUCAGAAGCUGUAGGAACGAGUGACCAGAUUGACUUGUUGGCUCUUGGUACAGCAGUUGGUAGCAUUUUGUUGUACAGUACAGUAAAAGGAGAAUUACAUAGUAAAUUAAUAAGUGGUGGACAUGACAACAGAAUCAAUUGUGUACAAUGGCAUGAAGACAGUGGCUGCUUAUAUAGUUGUUCAGAUGAUAAAUAUAUUGUGGAAUGGAACGUACAGACAUGCAAAGUGAAGUGCAAAUGGAAAGGUGACAAUAGCAGCGUCACUUCCCUGUGUAUCAGCCCAGAUGGAAAAAUGUUGCUUUCAGCUGGUCGAACAAUCAAACUAUGGGUUUUGGAGACCAAAGAAGUCUACAGACACUUCACAGGACAUGCGACACCAGUUUCAUCACUUAUGUUCACUACUAUCAGACCUCCUAAUGAGAGCCAGCCCUUUGAUGGAAUUACAGGUCUUUAUUUCUUAUCUGGAGCAGUGCAUGACCGGUUACUUAAUGUCUGGCAGGUCCGAUCAGAAAACAAAGAAAAAAGUGCAGUGAUGUCUUUUACGGUCACUGAUGAACCUGUCUAUAUUGACUUGACUUUGUCAGAAAAUAAAGAGGAGCCUGUCAAGUUAGCUGUUGUUUGCAGAGAUGGUCAGGUCCAUCUUUUUGAACACAUAUUAAAUGGACACUGCAAAAAGCCUUUGACUUCAAACUGUACAAUUCAGAUAACAACACCUGGGAAAGGCAAGAAAUCAACACCAAAACCCAUCCCUAUUCUAGCAGCUGGCUUUUGCCCAGACAAAAUGUCAUUGUUGCUUGUAUAUGGCAAUUGGUUUCAGCCUACUAUUGAGCGAGUGGCUUUAAACUCCAAAGAAACUCAUAUGUGUUUAGUAAGAGAUAUUUCAAACUGCUGGGCCCCAAAAGUAGAAACAGCCAUAACAAAGGUGAGAACACCAGUGAUGAAUUCUGAAGCAAAAGUUCUGGUGCCUGGGAUUCCUGGGCAUCAUGCUGCUAUCAGACCUCCUCCACCAACCAAGGAAGUAGAGACCAAGAGGAAAUUAGGAGGAAAUGAGGUUAGCAUUGAAGAACGUCUGGGAGCAAUGGAUAUAGAUACAAAAGAAGAAAAAGAUGACCUUUUGCAGACGAAUAGCUUUCCAGUUCUUCUCACACAGGGUUUAGAAAGUAAUGAUUUCGAAAUGCUAAAUAAAGUACUCCAAACUAGGAAUUUAAACCUGAUAAAGAAGACUGUGUUAAGGAUACCCUUGCAUGCUGUUAUUCCAUUGUUGCAAGAGCUUACAAAGAGGUUGCAAGGACAUCCUAAUAGUGCUGUUUUAAUGGUUCAGUGGUUGAAAUGUGUGUUAACGGUUCAUGCAUCAUACCUAUCCACAUUGCCUGAUCUGGUACACCAGCUGGGGACACUGUAUCAGCUAAUGGAAAGCAGAGUCAAAACUUUUCAGAAACUUUCACAUCUUCAUGGAAAGCUUAUCCUUCUAAUCACACAGGUUACAGCGUCAGAGAAAACAAAGGGAAUGACUUCCCCUGGACAGAAGGCAAAGUUGGUGUAUGAAGAAGAGUCUUCUGAAGAGGAGUCUGAUGAUGAAGUAGCAGAUAAGGAUUCUGAUGAUGACUGGGAUGAAGAUGAGGAACAGAAAGAAAGUGAAAAAGAUGAGGACAUUGAUGAAGAGAAUGAGGAGGAAGAUGAAGAUGCUGAAGAAAAAGAAGAAAAUGGUGAGGACAGAGAUGGGGCAAGUGAAAAAGAAUUAAAUGGAGAUUCUGAUUUAGAUCCUGAAAAUGAAAGUGAAGAGGAGUGAAGACAGAAGAGCAAGCCAGUCAGACUGUGAACCCUGACUCACCUUGCCCACUGCUGCGGAGUCCUCCUAGGGAGGGUUGUCCCCGUGCCAGGACGCCAAGGACCGCUGCACAUUUCCACAUUCACAGCGGCGAUUCCCAUGCCACCUUGCUGUCCUGAGUGCCCCAGACUUUUAACUGUGUAAAUAAGAGUGUUUCAUUCAAAUGUUAAUAAACUUUACACAGUAAAUAGACACAUUUUCUGCAAUGUACUGACAUGAGUGUCCAAUAUAUGGUAUAUUUUUAUAAUAUAAUAUCUUAAUAUGAUUGGUUAUGUCAGGAAUUGACUUAAGUGAAGACAGACAUAUCCCACAGGGUUUCAGAAACUGGACGCUUGUGAAUGAGUCAGCUCUUCUCUCAGGUUGGUAUCCUUCAUCAAAUCCAUAUGUGAAGCAGCACAGUGAAAAGUUUUUAAUUUGGUACAUUUUAAUAAAAUAUGAAGGAAUAACUAAAAA